Cladophialophora immunda is the source of this 333-nucleotide messenger RNA. RefSeq lists its product as uncharacterized. NCBI's taxonomy places the organism in Eukaryota, Fungi, Ascomycota, Eurotiomycetes, Chaetothyriales, Herpotrichiellaceae. The transcript has 3 exons. The record is from RefSeq and is a predicted model, not a curated record. Bases 1 to 333 code for a protein of 110 amino acids.
AUGUACGGCGACAUUCAAUACGGCAUCGGUAAUCUGGCGGACGAAAUCUAUAUAGCUUUCCAGGAGCCUAUCCGAUCCGAAUUCGCCCAAGAGUACGAGGUCUUCGAUGAAGGAUUUAAGGACGCGUUGUACUUUAGCGGUCUCAAAUUUGAAGGCGAUACCGACAUUACCGGUGACGAGGAUAACAACGUCGACGAGACCACAGUGGUCGACGGUAUCACGCUUCCCGCAUCAUUCUACGCUCAAACCGCGUAUAGUGGGCGGAUAGGUAAUUGGAUCUAUAGUGGCCGCACUAUCAACUUUGCGGGACAGUUGACGGAUACCGGGGUAUAG